Molecule: messenger RNA, 1098 nt
Organism: Talaromyces rugulosus
Lineage: Eukaryota; Fungi; Ascomycota; Eurotiomycetes; Eurotiales; Trichocomaceae
Exons: 1
Coding region: 1-1098 (365 amino acids)
Source: RefSeq, a predicted model, not a curated record
AUGGCGGAGACCGAAGUCACAUUCCUCACUCAGGGAAUCAAACUUGAGACCCCUAAAUCAGGAACUUACACUGCCGGCGACAAAGUCAUUGGACUUGUCCACUUUGAUCCAUUGCGCAAGGAUCGUGUCACUGAAGUUGACCUAUCGCUGUAUGGAUCCUCGGAUCCGGACUGGGAUACUGAUGGUGACGACAGUAAAUCGGAAACUGGGCUGCUGACCUUGAAUAUCACUCUCUACAGCGGGGCGCCUGUUGUGCACAAGAAUUUCCCUUUUGAAUUCACAUUCCCGGCAUUGACAAACCACGCUGGUCCGUCUCAUGAAUGGGCCCCAAAUCACCGAUUUGAGCACGGCUACGGCCAUCCAUUACCACCGACAUGGGAGGGGGAUUUCGAUAGAAUUAGAUAUCGAUUGACAGCUCGCAUUGUCAGUGAAAGACGAGGGACUACCACGUUUACCCGAAAAAUCAAAUAUACACCAUCGAAAAAUGCAAGUACGGAUAGCUCUUGGAUAGGGUAUACAUGCACCCUUUUCGGCUUUUUCCGUUCUGCGCGUUUAAAUCCCACUGAGGGUUUGGAGGAAAUGGCUGCAUCGGAUACAGUUACUUCAAAUCAGGUCAUUUUUCGCUUUCCUAAGGUUUUAGUCUCGGGCGAAGACUUGUUAGGCUCAAUCAGCGUCCGAGCUCCGUCUUCAGAACAAUUGAAACUUUGGUAUCUGAUCGUGGACAUCAACCUAAAGAAAGGAAUUCGCACCCUGGGUAAUCCAGCAGGACAGAAGCCACGGCCUGCUUAUCGCCCAGCUAGGCUUCUCUGUUCGUUUUCGCCAACUAUCUUGCCCAAUGAACAGCCCACUGAUCUCCUGACUCUUUGCAAGUCCCUGUGCCCUGUUCCGCCGUUCUACACUUUCAAGACGUUCAAUAUAUAUGUUGCGGGAUACUUGCAAAUCAAAGCGCUAUUCACCAGUUCUUCCGGGAAGUUGUAUAGGCUCGCUAGUUCUGAUGUCCCUGUCAGUAUUGUCGGCCCACCUGGAUUUGGGAACAGCAUGGAAGGCGGAAAACCACGCCUGACAGACAAACCAUUUUUGAUUCCACAGAAAAAAUAG